AUGGAUUUCUGUUGCCAAGGCUCACAGGAAGAAACUUCAGUAACUAUUAGCCACGAAGUAGUUUCUCAAAUGCCGUGUUGCCCAGGCUGGCCUUGAACUCCCGGUCUCAAGCUCCCUUAAACUGAAAUUACACGAUGUUCCAAAUUCCACAGCUACUGUUCUUUAGAAAAAAAAAUUGCCUCCCUUCAGGCCCACAGGUCAUUCGACACCAACUCUGGGCAGUCCCACGGUAGCUCCAGAUACUUCUGCAAACCGGACUCACAGUGACCUCCCCAGCGCGGCAGUUCCAGCAUUCUUCACUAUUGGUUUCUGUACCUCUGUCAACUUGAGUUCCGGCACUCGAGCUUGAUGCUAACCACCUCAUUUCUCCCCCAUCCUUAACCCUUCCCUUCCCGUAGGCUAAGGAAAGACUCAGAUUAUGCACCGGAAGUUAGUGCAAUGAAAUUUUUAACUGCCUCUAUGAGGCACCCAAAACAACUAACAAUUCUACUCAUUGACGAACCAGCCCGUACUCCUAAGGCGCUUGCUCGUAUAUUUGGGGACAGUCAAAAAUCAGACAAGGCUGAGCUUUACGCAAGAUCAUGCCAGUGGUCAAAACCCACCCAAACCCAACCCAAAACCAGCCGUGUUCUCCGAGCCCGGCUGCCACCGCCCAUCCCGGCGGUGCAGCCAGGGCAGCGCAGACCCGGGCCCACCCAGCUGAGGUCCCGCUCCUCUCACGGCGGCGUGGCGCGGGCCCCGGGACCUCGCGCCACUGGCUCCGCCCCUCACCACGCGUGGGAACGCGGCGCCCUGCCCUGAGCUGCCCACUGCGCCCGCCUGCGCGGGCUCCCGCUGCGUCCGCCAUGGCCUGCUCCUCGCUGCCGCCGUCUCUAGCUAGCCGUUGUCUUCCCGCUGCCCGGCCCGCGCAGAGGCCAGCGCCCGCGGAGCGCGCCGCCAAGCUCCCCUUUCCCGCCCGGCAGCGCCGCGGCCGCCUCACAUCCGGGCGCGCGGCGGCGAGGGCGGUGCUGGGGCCGCGGUGCAAAAAAAUUGUAGACCAAGAAGCCAUGGAUAAAAGAGGUGUGGGUGAAACCGAAAAUGGAGACGCUUUCCUUGAUGUGAAGAAACUGCCCACCUCCAAAUCCCCCCAUCGCUACACAAAAGAGGAGCUCUUGGAUAUAAAAGAACGCCCAUAUUCCAAACAGAGGCCAUCAUGCCUCUCUGAAAAAUACGACAGUGAUGGUGUCUGGGAUCCUGAAAAGUGGCAUGCCUCUCUCUACCCAGCUUCAGGGCGGAGCUCACCAGUGGAAAGUCUGAAGAAAGAGUCAGAUACAGACCGCCCUUCCCUGGUGCGCAGAAUAGCCGAUCCACGAGAGCGCGUGAAAGAAGAUGACUUAGAUGUUGUUCUCAGCCCACAGAGACGAAGCUUUGGAGGGGGCUGCCACGUGACGGCUGCUGUUAGCUCCCGACGCUCUGGAAGUCCUUUGGAGAAAGACAGUGAUGGGCUUCGCCUGCUUGGUGGACGAAGGAUUGGCAGUGGGAGGAUAAUCUCUACCCGGACCUUUGAGAAGGACCAUCGUCUUAACGAUAAGGACCUGCGAGACUUAAGAGAUAGAGACCGCGAGAGGGACUACAAGGACAAGCGUUUCAGGAGGGAGUUUGGGGAUAGUAAACGUGUCUUUGGUGAACGUAGAAGAAAUGAUUCGUACACUGAAGAAGAACCAGAGUGGUUCUCAGCUGGACCCACAAGUCAGUCUGAAACCAUUGAACUGACUGGCUUCGACGAUAAGAUGCUAGAAGAAGAUCACAAAGGUAGAAAAAGAACAAGGCGAAGGACGGCCUCUGUGAAGGAAGGCUUAGUGGAGUGCAAUGGAGGGAUGGCUGAAGAAGACGAAGUGGAAGUCAUCCUGGCCCAGGAACCCUCUGCUGACCAGGAAGUACCAAGGGAUGCUGUCUUGCCAGAGCAGUCCCCAGGAGAAUUUGACUUUAAUGAGUUCUUUAACCUUGACAAGGUGCCGUGCUUGGCUUCGAUGAUAGAAGAUGUUUUGGGAGAAGGGUCAGUGUCUGCCAGUCGGUUUAGCAGGUGGUUCUCGAACCCAAGCCAGUCAGGAAGCAGGUCCAGCAGCCUUGGAUCAACACCACAUGAAGAGCUGGAAAGACUCGCAGGUCUGGAACAAGCCAUCCUCUCUCCUGGACAGAACUCGGGCAAUUAUUUUGCUCCUAUACCAUUGGAAGACCAUGCUGAAAAUAAAGUGGACAUUUUAGAAAUGCUACAGAAAGCCAAAGUGGAUUUAAAACCUCUUCUUUCUAGCUUGUCUGCAAAUAAAGAAAAACUUAAGGAAAGCUCACAUUCAGGGGUUGUGCUUUCAGUAGAAGAGGUAGAAGCAGGACUCAAGGGCUUGAAGGUAGACCAGCAAGUGAAGAAUUCAACUCCCUUCAUGGCAGAGCAUUUAGAGGAGACCCUGAGUUCUGUAACCAGUAAUCGACAACUCAAGAAAGAUGGAGAUAUGACUGCAUUCAACAAACUAGUGAGCACCAUGAAGGCAAGUGGGACAUUGCCUUCUCAGCCCAAAGUCGGUCGAAACCUUGAAAGCCAUUUAUUGGCCCCUGCUGAGAUUCCAGGCCAGCCUGUCCCUAAGAAUAUCCUACAGGAACUUCUAGGUCAAACAGUUCAGAGACCUCCUUCUUCCAACCUUCUCAGCGGCCUUAUGGGGAACUUGGAGCCUCCUGCAUCUUUACUGGGCCAAAGAGCACCCUCUCCUCCCAUGUCACAGGUGUUUCAAACUCGAGCAGCUUCAGCAGACUAUCUUCGUCCAAGGGUACCAUCACCAAUUGGUUUCACAUCAGGACCCCAGCAGCUACUUGGAGAUCCAUUCCAAGGCAUUCGCAAGCCCAUGAGCCCUGUCACAGCCCAGCAGAUGAGCCAGCUAGAGUUGCAGCAGGCAGCUUUGGAGGGGCUGGCCCUACCACAUGACCUUGCAGUACAGGCAGCAAACUUCUAUCAGCCUGGUUUUGGCAAACAACAAAUGGACAGAACCAGAGAUGGGUUCAGAAACAGGCAACAGCGAGUGUCAAAGUCACCAGCACCCAUGCACCGAGGGAAUUCCUCUUCCCCAGCUCCUGCUGCCUCCAUCACAAGCAUGCUUUCUCCUUCCUUCACCCCUACCUCAGUGAUUCGGAAGAUGUACGAAAGCAAAGAAAAAAGCAAGGAGGAGCCAACAUCUGGAAAAGUGGUUCCUAGUGAUGGUAAAGAGGACACUCAGAAGGCCAGUGAAGAGAACCUGCUGUCAUCUAAUUCCAUACCCAGUACGAAUCGAGACUCUUCUCCCACAACAAAUCCCAAACUUCCGACAUUGCAGCGGUCUUCGUGCUCCACCCCACUGUCCCAGACCAACCGUUAUACCAAAGAACAAGAUUAUCGACCUAAAGCAGCUGGGAGGAAAACACCCACCUUGGCAUCCCCCGUGCCAGGAACACCUUUUCUCCGCUCUGCCCACCAAGUUCCCCUCGUUCCCCAUGUUCCUAUUGUUCGGCCUGCUCACCAGCUUCACCCAGGGUUAGUCCAGAGGAUGCUAGCCCAGGGGGUACAUCCACAGCAUCUUCCAAGUUUGCUCCAAGCUGGUAUGCUUCCUCCUGGUAUGGACCUGACUCAUUUACAGGGAAUAUCUGGCCCAAUUCUGGGACAGCCUUUGUACCCUUUUCCUGCUGCUAGUCACCCUCUCCUAAACCCUCGUCCUGGGACACCUCUGCAUCUGGCAGUGAUGCAGCAACAGCUGCAACGGUCAGUUGUGCAUCCUCCAGGCUCGGGUUCCCAGGCAGCAGCUGUCAACGUUCAGACUCAGAAUGUGCCCAGCCGGUCAGGCCUGCCCCACAUGCACUCACAGCUGGAGCGUCGCCCCAGCCAACGAAGCAGCUCCCCAGUGGGCCUUGCCAAAUGGUUUGGCUCAGAUGUGCUGCAGCAGCCCCUGCCCUCCAUGCCCACCAAAGUCAUCAGUGUAGAUGAACUGGAAUACCGACAGUGAGUAGGACAGGCAGGCUGCAUGGUCAGGAUUCUACUUCCCCAUCUUUGUUCAUGAGCUUUUACUUUGGAGCACGUUGUAUAAAGCUGUUAGGGGACCCACAUGAUCUACACUAUGAUGUUAACCAAUCGAGUGGAACCUACGUGGUCUGAAUACAGGAUACACAAUGUUGUUGAUCCUGGAAGGUCUGUCUGUCUUUUAUAAAAUAUGUGAAUGAAGUGUUGGUGUCUUCACCAAGAGGUGGCACCUAAGGGUUCUGAGGAAAUAAAAUGUAUAAACCCUUAUGUACAGAUCUGUGUAUAAACUUUUGUACAUACAUAUAGGAUAGCUCUUUUUGAACUCUACAGCUGUACAUAAAGUAGCUAUUAGUUAAGCCUGUGUCAACUGUUUGGAUUUUUCACUUGUACAUUUGGGACUUUUUUCUUUUGGUUUAUUAAAGUUGCAUAUGCCACGUGUGUGAAUGAA
Nannospalax galili (Upper Galilee mountains blind mole rat) is the source of this 4463-nucleotide messenger RNA. It is a transcript of the gene Eif4enif1, whose product is annotated as eukaryotic translation initiation factor 4E nuclear import factor 1. Gene Ontology annotation, biological process: negative regulation of translation. Gene Ontology annotation, cellular component: nucleus; cytoplasm. The record is from RefSeq and is a predicted model, not a curated record. Lineage: Eukaryota; Metazoa; Chordata; Mammalia; Rodentia; Spalacidae. The coding region runs from base 582 to 4001 and encodes 1139 amino acids. Gene Ontology annotation, molecular function: mRNA binding. The transcript has 19 exons.